This is a messenger RNA of Fomitiporia mediterranea MF3/22, 699 nucleotides long. RefSeq lists its product as uncharacterized. The record is from RefSeq and is a predicted model, not a curated record. The transcript is spliced from 4 exons. Bases 1 to 699 code for a protein of 232 amino acids. NCBI's taxonomy places the organism in Eukaryota, Fungi, Basidiomycota, Agaricomycetes, Hymenochaetales, Hymenochaetaceae.
AUGAGCCUCAGAUCCUGCGACGACACGACCCAGCUAGCUACGCCGUCCUUCAAUUUGCUCAUCCAUCUCCUCCCAACUUUUUAUCUCCCUUCCAUCGCUCCCGCUCCUCGUUCCGCCGCUUGCGUUUCCUCUCCGUCGUUGUCCUCCUUUUUUUACGCUCGCCUUCCUUUUUGCGUUCGCAUUCGCACAUCCGCACUGUUCACCAAUGCCGAACGACUUCUUCAAUAUUUCCAUGUAUUCGCGUACUUCUCUCUGCUCGGAAACGCAAGCAACAAUCGACGAGCACACGCUCGUGACAAUGUCCAUGUACGACCACUCUCAGGCGCAAUCCUCUCUCCGACCCCCGCGCACUCUCCUUCCCCACCUAUCAUCCCAUGCUUGACAUCACCCUUGAUGGGCCCACGCCAUCCACCGCUCACCCCUCCUGAGCCAAGUUCGUCCACAGCAUCCACUUCACCCCCUCCAUUCAAGCCAGAACAUCCCGGAGAUACACCUUUGAAGACAUCCACAACUACUACUGAUAUUGCACCUCUGAUUGCACGUUGUAUCCAGAGCUUGCAAUGCGCUUGCACAGACACGCUUUCCCCUGCAGCUCAAACUAGCUUGUUCAACGCUCUGGAUUUAACCCAGGUGAACCACUCACACUCGCUGCACACUGUCGCGGCGCAGCCUCAACCUCCACAACCUGCUCGACCUUAA